This is a messenger RNA of Cajanus cajan (pigeon pea), 1726 nucleotides long. The record is from RefSeq and is a predicted model, not a curated record. NCBI's taxonomy places the organism in Eukaryota, Viridiplantae, Streptophyta, Magnoliopsida, Fabales, Fabaceae.
UAUUCGCAUUCUUAUAUUUCAUUAUUAUUAUAUUAUUCUUUCUUUCUCUGCUUGCGGUGCAAAAACCGCAUCACACUCUUCCAUUUUCUAGGGUUUCGUUUUUGCUCUCAACAAUGGCCGCUUCCUCUCUCCUCAGAUCCGCGCUCUUCGCACCUUCCUCUUCCGAGUGUUUAGCAGUGCCUCGAGUUGUAGUUUAAAAUCCAAGGGAUUACAGAAGAGUGUAUUUGGUGCUUCAAUUCCAUGUGAAUCAAUAGUCUUACAAAACUGCAAUGCUCGUGGCAUUCAGCCUAUUAAAGCCACAGCAACUGAAAUCCCUCUUCCCACCCAGAAAUCAAGGAGCAUUGGGAAGACGAGAGUUGGAAUAAAUGGUUUUGGUAGAAUUGGAAGGUUGGUGUUACGUGUAGCUACUUCCCGAGAUGAUAUUGAUGUUGUUGCAAUUAAUGAUCCAUUUAUUGAUGCAAAAUAUAUGGCUUACAUGUUCAAAUAUGAUUCUACUCAUGGUCCAUUCAAGGGGACCAUUACGAUUCUGGAUGACUCUACUUUAGAAAUUAAUGGGAAGGUGGUUAAAGUUGUGAGUAAAAGAGAUCCUGCAGAGAUCCCAUGGAGUGAUUUUGGGGCUGAUUAUGUCAUUGAGUCUUCAGGAGUUUUUACAACACUUGAGAAAGCUUCAUCACAUUUGAAGGCUGGUGCCAAGAAAGUCAUAAUAUCAGCUCCAUCUGCGGAUGCACCAAUGUUUGUGGUAGGAGUGAAUGAGAAGACAUACCACCCAAGAAUGGACAUUGUUUCUAAUGCAAGCUGUACAACGAAUUGUCUUGCUCCUCUUGCCAAGGUGGUUCAUGAAGAGUUUGGAAUAGUUGAAGGUUUGAUGACAACUGUACAUGCAACAACAGCAACACAAAAGACCGUAGAUGGCCCUUCUAUGAAGGAUUGGCGAGGGGGAAGAGGGGCAGGUCAAAAUAUAAUUCCAAGUUCAACUGGUGCUGCAAAGGCUGUUGGGAAAGUUCUUCCUGAGCUAAAUGGUAAACUCACUGGAAUGGCUUUCCGUGUACCGACUCCCAAUGUUUCUGUAGUGGACUUGACUUGCCGGCUUAAGAAGAAUGCUUCCUAUGAAGAUGUUAAAGCAGCAAUAAAGUUUGCCUCAGAGGGCCCACUGAAAGGAAUCCUUGGGUACACAGAAGAGGAUGUUGUCUCUAAUGACUUUGUUGGUGAUUCAAGGUCAAGCAUAUUUGAUGCUAAGGCUGGCAUUGCACUUGGUGCUUCCUUUGUUAAGCUGGUUUCGUGGUAUGACAACGAGUGGGGUUACAGCAAUCGAGUGUUGGACCUUAUAGAACAUAUGGCAUUGGUGGGAGCUCACAAUUGAACACCAAUAUUUUGCAUGUGUUGCAAUUCUUGUUGAAUUAGGUUAAUAUUUGUGGCGGCCUAGGUUCAGAUUUUGGUUUUGAUCUGAUUUUUAUAAGAUGCGUGGUUAAAUGAUCACAUCAUGUACACUGAAAAAAAAUAAAAUAAAGAAGGACGUUGUCCUGGUUAAUGUUUGGAUUUGUCAGCAAUGAAUUUUACAAACUGCCUUUUAAAAUGAAUGAUUUAUAUUGGCCUAGUCUGAUAGGACAACAAAUUGUUUAACAAUACGUUGUUGCAAAUUUUGUUGACUUAGGUUAAAUAUUGUAAUGACUUAGGUUUUCAGAUAUUGGUUUUAUCUGGUUUUAUAAGACGUGAGGUUAAAUGCUCA